AUGGAAGUUUUACGGCAAUUUGUUCAGAAUUUCCGGGUUUUGUCUGGUUUUGGAACUGAUCACAGAGUUAUUUCGGAUGUUGUCAAAGCUUGCGCUUCAGUGUGUGAGCUCACAUCAGGGAGGGCUUUACACGGCUGCGUGGCCAAGCUUGGUCACAUGGCAUGCGAUGAGGUUUCCAAGUCAGUUCUUAACAUGUAUGCGAAAUGCAGGAGAAUGGAUGAUUGCCAGAAGAUGUUCAGGGAAAUGAACAGUGUUGAUCCUGUGGUUUGGAAUAUUGUUCUGACUGGGCUUUCGAAUACUUGUGAUCAUGAGACGAUGAGGUUUUUCAAAGCAAUGCGGUUUGCGGAUGAACCUAAUCCCAGCUCUGUUACCUUUGCGGUUGUUCUUCCUGUGUGUGUUCGCCUUGGGAGUUCGUACAGUGGGAAGAUUUUGCAUUCUUACAUCAUUAAGAUCGGUUUGGAAAAAGAUACACUUGUGGGGAAUAAUCUGGUUUCCAUGUAUGCCAAAUGCGGAUUUGUCUUCCCUGAAGCGUGUACUGCGUUUAAUAGUAUUGCUGACAAAGACGUUGUCUCAUGGAAUGCGUUUAUUGCAGGGCUUUCCGAGAACAAUAUGAAGGCCGAUGCACUUAGAUCGUUUUCUCUGAUGCUGAAGGAACGUAAAGAGCCGAAUUAUGCAACAAUUGCGAAUGUUUUGCCGGUUUGUGCUUCUAUGGACAAGGAUAUUGCAUGUCGAAGUGGAAGGCAGAUUCAUAGCUAUGUCGUGCAGAGGUCUUGGUUACAAACCAAUCUCUCUGUAUGCAAUUCUCUUGUGAGUUUCUAUUUGAGAGUUGGGAGAUUAGACGAAGCAGCCUCGUUGUUUACAAGGAUGGGUUCCAGAGAUCUGGUUUCAUGGAACGUUGUCAUAGCUGGUUAUGCAUCAAACUGUGAGUGGUUUAAAGCCUUGCAGUCAUUUCACAAAUUGGUGCAAAAGGGGAACGUUUCUCCUGAUUCGGUAACUAUUGUCAGCAUUCUUCCUGUAUGUGCGCAGUUAAAUAGCUUGACCUUUGGCAAAGAGAUCCACAGUUACAUUUUGCGCCAUUCUUACCUCUCGGAGGAUACAUCAGUUGGGAAUGCUCUCGUUAGUUUCUAUGCAAGAUUUGGUGACACAAGUGCAGCAUUUCGGGCCUUUUCUUUGAUAUCCAAGAAGGAUAUAAUAUCUUGGAAUGCUAUACUUGACGCCUUUGCAGAUAGUCCAGAACAUUCUGAGUUUAUCAACAUCUUGCACCACUUAUUCAAUGAAGCAAUCGUUCUUGACUCUGUUACUAUUUUAAGCAUAGUCAAAUUCUGCACACAUGCACAGGGAGUUGGUAGAGUAAAAGAAGUUCAUGGGUACUCACUUAAGGCCGGUUUCUUACACGUUGAAGAGGAACCCAUGCUUGGCAAUGCAUUGCUUGAUGCAUAUGCCAAAUGUGGUAAUGUAGAAUACGCUCGUAAGAUUUUUCAGGGUUUAUCAAAGAGGAGAACUUUGGUUACCUAUAACUCAAUGUUAUCAGGAUAUGUGAAUAGUGGAAGUCAUGAUGAUGCUCAGAUUCUGUUCAGUGAGAUGUCUACUACUGAUCUCACCACUUGGAGUUUGAUGGUUCGUAUCUACGCUGAAAGGUGUUGUCCUGGUGAAGCCAUUGAUGUUUUCCGUGAGAUACAAGCUCGAGGGAUGAGGCCUAACACUGUGACUAUCAUGAGUCUCCUUCCUGCUUGUGCGCAGAUAGCCUCUCUGCAUCUAGUAAGACAAUGCCAUGGAUAUAUUAUUAGAGGUGGAUUUAGUGAUAUCCACCUGAAGGGGACUCUACUGGAUGUAUAUGCGAAAUGUGGCAGCCUGAAGAGUGCUUAUUCUGUUUUCCAGUCUGAUGCUGAUAGAGAUCUGGUUAUGUUCACUGCUAUGAUAGGUGGGUAUGCUGCACAUGGAAUGGGUAAGGAAGCACUUAUGAUCUACUCUCAUAUGAUUGACUCGGGCAUUAAGCCUGAUCAUGUUUUCAUAACUACUCUGUUGUCUGCGUGCUCUCAUGCUGGACUAAUACAGGAUGGAUUGCAGAUAUUUGACUCGGUAAGGACAGUUCACGGUAUGAAACCUACAAUGGAACAGUAUGCUUCUGUUGUAGAUCUACUUGCUCGAGGGGGUCGACUUGAUGAUGCAUAUUCUUUCGUCACACAGAUGCCAGUUGAACCUAAUGCAAACAUAUGGGGAACACUGUUAAGGGCGUGUACAACCUAUAAUAGGAUGGACCUGGGGCGCUCAGUUGCAAAUCACCUUUUGCAAGCUGAAUCUGUUGACAUAGGGAAUUACGUUCAAAUAUCAAACAUGUUUGCUACAGAUGAUAAAUGGGAAGGCGUGAUGGAAUUGAGAAACCUAAUGAAGAAAAAGGAAAUGAAAAAGCCAGCCGGAUGUAGCUGGCUAGAUUUGGAUGGGCAAAUGAAUGCCUUUGUGUCUGGUGAUUGUUCUCACCCUCAAAGAGAGAGUAUCUUCGACGUGCUAAGUACUUUACAUGUUGAGAUGAAAGAGCCAGUAGCGGUUUAA
Molecule: messenger RNA, 2550 nt
Organism: Microthlaspi erraticum
Lineage: Eukaryota; Viridiplantae; Streptophyta; Magnoliopsida; Brassicales; Brassicaceae
Source: the annotation of a GenBank genome assembly